Mercenaria mercenaria is the source of this 2008-nucleotide messenger RNA. RefSeq lists its product as uncharacterized. NCBI's taxonomy places the organism in Eukaryota, Metazoa, Mollusca, Bivalvia, Venerida, Veneridae. The transcript is spliced from 3 exons. The record is from RefSeq and is a predicted model, not a curated record. The coding region runs from base 172 to 525 and encodes 117 amino acids.
ACCAAAAUUAUCAGAUACGGAUUUGUAUAUAUACAAAAACCGAGUCUACAUAGAUAUACAAACCAUACGUACCAGAAAAAAGGUUUUGAAGAAAUAUUUGCCGAAAGUAUUUAAUUGCAAAUAUCAUAUUGAUUCAGUGGAACUAGCAAGUGUCGCAGAGGUGUACAAAGCAUGCAGCAUUUGAUAAGAAGCCUGUUAGCUUGCACGGUAUGUUUGAUCGUCCUGUUUCAUAGCUCAGAAGCCAUGUAUGGACUCUGUUCCACCGACUGGUUUCACGUAGACCCUAACAGUGAAAGAUGCCUGGACAACCAGGAUGAUUGUAAACAAGCAGGUGGACGAUGCCACUACGGUGCUGGAGAUCACAGGGAAGGCUGUGUUUGUCUUAAAGAAGUUUACCGAGAGGAUCACUGGGAGUAUAUGACACUAACGAAAGACCAUUUCAACGGAAAAGGUCGAAUGUACCCAAAUCCAUUCCAUCCAUUUCCUGUUAAAGUACAGAAGCUACCACCAAAGAAAACGUCAUAACAGACAAUGUCUCCAGCCAUAAUUUAAACGACACAAUUGCGAACGUGUUAAACAUGUCAUAAGAUGCUAUGCGAUCACAUGUCCGUAGAUGCGAUUUUGCAGCGUUUUGAUAGUUAAAUGUGUACAAUUAUUUUCAUUCGAAACACAAACUUACACAAAGCGUUGUAUGGUUGGCUAGGUUCUUAAACUAUGACUUGUUCUUUCGACUUUUGUCCUCGUUUUCUGUUUGGUGAAAUUCAAGAAAAAGCAGAUAAAACUUCCACAGAUUUCAAUAAUACAAUAUAUGCAAUAUAGAAUAAUAACGCUUACUAAGUAAGUCCAUUGUUUUCUUCCUGAACCUAAACAUAUUCUUUCAUGUAAUGUUAGUAACUUAUUACUCAUGUUCGAAAACACCAUUUUGAAGAACCUUCGUGAGUUAACUUUUAAUUUUACUGUACAGUCAAACCUGUCUAUAAAGACCCCCCCCCCCCCCCCCCCUUGGGAGAGCCAAAAUGUGUUCUUUGUUGGGAGGUUAUUCACAUGUUAAAAUACACUGUAAAUGUUAAAAUGAGAAACAAAACAUGUGGUCUUUAGAGCUAGGUGGUCUCAGAGGUGGUCUUUAACACAAGUUGACUGUAAUUGUAUUUUGUGCAUAUGCUUCAACACCUGAAUGCACUUUUGUAUUUUAUUUAUUAUCUUGAUUAUUUAUUUCUUCAAUGAUUCUUAUGACAUACAACAUUCAUUAUAUAAAUACGCCGAAUACACGCUUGUGUCUCCAAAUUAUGCUGGUAAGCCAGUGGAUCUAGAAUGCUAACUUAGAUGUUAUUGUGGUCGGUGUUGCUGAAAAGAAUUGCUACUUUACGAAUGUUACAAGAUGAUUUUGAUUUUUCUUCUUGAAAUGAAUUCAAAAUACUUCAUUAUUAAUUUAAUAAGAACAAGGCUCUAGUACUCAAAUGGUUAUCCUGUGUGUGAGGAAGGUUUACAAAUAUUUGUAAACAGAUUUACACGUGCACUAACAUUAAUAUGAUCUUUUACUUAAACGAAAUGACAAAGUGUAAAGGAAACUAGUGAUUUUUCUAUUGCAUUCAAAGAAAUUCAUUGUUCCCGUAUAACUUUGUUUCUAUGAAAUCCAAGUGCAACAGACACGAAUUAUAUGACUGAUUUCCUUACAAAAUUAAAAACUGCAUUAAUAUAUAAGGUGUGUAUAAAAAUUCAUUUUAAGUUUGAAUUUAAUCUAUGACAUUUUCAGUCGUUUGUAUUAUAUUUUUUUUCUUAAUCCCUGGGUAUAAAGAACCAUACUCUCUCUUAAUGUAGAAGGUUUCACCAAACAGUAUUCUAGGUUUGGAAUUUGUUGUCGUUACAUCAUUUCCCACAAUGCUUAAGUUUCAUAAUAUACCUUUGUUUUCUUUUGAGUAUGUUAGCGCUUUUUACAUGCUAUAUCAUAUACAUUAUUGUACAUUGUAUAAUGUCUUAUAUCACCAUAAUAAAAACAAUGCCUGAAUAA